UUAAUUUCUCCAAAGAGAGGCACAAUCCAGAUGCCAUUGCAUCAUAAUAAAGAGACUGCAUAAAAAGGACAUUUAUUCUACUUUGAUAAGAUAUGAUUCUUCUAAGGGUGGUUAUCGUUGGUGCUAGUGGAGUUGGCAAAAGUUCAAUUGUGACAAAAUUUUGCAGUGAUACACUUGCAGUUGGCUCAUCAGUCUUAGGCUGUGAUUUCAGAACAGAUACUAUGGAUCACAAAGGUUCAAAAUACAAGUUACAAAUUUGGGACACUCCUGGAAACGAAGAGUUUUGGACUUCAAAUUGUUGUUCAGCAGACAUGAUUAUAAUAGUUUACGAUGUUGGUAAACAAAGUUCUUUUGAUAUGAUUGAUACAUUUAUUUCUCAAAUUAAAAAGUACGGUAAAGAAGAUGUACCCUAUGCGAUUGUUGCAAAUAAAGCUGACUUGGAAUGCUGGGAAGUUAAGAUAAAUCCCAAAGAUACAAGAGAAGCUCUUUUUUUUCUGGAAACGUCGUGUAAAACAGAUUUAAAUAUCAGGGAAUUAUUUCAAAGAGUUGUUGAAUGUUGUCAUGAUGCGAAGCAAGAACAGAUAGAACAGAUAAAACUGAAUGAUAACAAUUAUAGCUCUCUGUGUGUAACUGUUGCAUGUGCAAGUUAUAAAAUGCCCAUAUCAACGUACAACAUAACGUUUGAUGGAUUUCUGAAGAACCCAUGUCUAACAAAGAUUCCAUAUGAUUUAUUAGUAUCUGUCUCUGAAGCAUUAGUAAAUUGUAGUAAAAGUGGUUUCCUAUCGAUGAAAGGUAUUCUGAUGUAUCACAAGUAUUUUUUUGUAUUGCGAGAAGAUUUUUUAUAUUGGUUUAAAAACAAUAAAAAUGCUACAUGUAUCGACCAAUUGGAUUUAAAUAGUUGCCUAUCUGUUAUGCAAAAGAAGUGUCAAUACAUACAUAUUAGUUACUACAGCAAAUCAAGUGGAAAGAUUGAAAGUAUGCGUUUAUAUGCACACAACAAAAAAGAAUGUGAAGAAUGGUUAAAUUUGUUAAAAACUAAGCAGCAGAAAGAAGACACAGAGCAUGAAGAUAGCCACAAACCAAAGAAAGAUAUGAUGCCUUUGAAUAUUAUCGGGAGAUUUCAGUUUAGAAAUGAUGAAGAAAUUAUUGUGACUAUUUCAAAGCAAUCAAAUGAAGAAUGUGUGUUACAAUGCAUACCAAAGUGGUUGUUGGGCCUCGUUUUUGAUUUUUCUGCUUCAUUUCAAUUUCCACUAAAAAGUUUCAGGUAUUAUAAAGACACAGAGACAAGCAAAAAUUUUUUAUUGAUUAGUACUGACACUCACAUGAGACUUUGGUUUAGACCGAAAGAUGAAAGAUUAUUCAUUUCGAAACUGAUUUCUAUAUUUGGCGAAUAUGCAUUUGGUGGAAUGGUGACAACGUCUGUUUUGAAUGAAACAUUUAAAAUUAUCUACAAAAUUGCUUGCUUGCAGUUACAUGUUUCUCCUGUGAAACGUAUCCUCGACCUUAUCGAUGAAAGUAUCAAGAACAAGAAAUCAAUACAUGAACUAUGUUUGCGUAGAUGUCGAAUUAUUCCACAAGACAUCUAUGCUAUUACUCAUGCUUUGUCGUUCUACCCUGGCAUAACUUUAAUAGAUUUAAGAAGUACACGUAUGACCAGUAAAGGUCUUGUGUAUUUACUAAAAGCACUUUGCAAGUACAAGUGGUUACAGAGUUUAGAUUUUGGACAAAAUUAAGCUAUUGAUUCUCGAGAAACAAGAUCUGCUCUACAAGAGUAUCUAUCCAAUGCACAGUUAAAAUGCAUAAAGUUUCGC
Messenger RNA from Hydractinia symbiolongicarpus, 1811 nucleotides. RefSeq lists its product as uncharacterized. Bases 93 to 1733 code for a protein of 546 amino acids. Gene Ontology annotation, molecular function: GTP binding; GTPase activity. Gene Ontology annotation, cellular component: endosome; Golgi apparatus. Lineage: Eukaryota; Metazoa; Cnidaria; Hydrozoa; Anthoathecata; Hydractiniidae. The record is from RefSeq and is a predicted model, not a curated record. The transcript is spliced from 7 exons.